UAGCCCCAUAUUACCAAGGAAGCAGAAUAGAUUUUUAAUAAAUAAAAAAGUGACCCCACGACGGAGCCUUGGGGAACUCCCAAUUCAACAUUGGCUGCAAAUCAACAGACCCGUGUUCGGCAUUGCCAAUCAAUAUUUGCCCGUUAUAUACCUACAUUUAUUUUUUUAGAGAUAACUAUCUUCAUGUAUAAUAUUUUAAGAGUAUUACUCCAGAAACAAAAGGAUGUGACAGCGUAAAUAUCUUUUAAGGAAGGGACGAGAUAACGAAAUCCCUCAAAAGCAACCUAUUCCGACUCUAAUCAUUACUUGUUUCACUACCACUGCAGCCAAUUCUUGUUUAAAAUGACUUCUCCAAUAUGUCUCUACCGCUGGGUCGAUGCUUGCAUCACUGACGAAAAAAUCCCCGACACCGCUUUUCAAAUCGGUACCAAUGUCCACGGCCACGCUAUUUACGUAGGAAGAGCGUACUUUGAAGACGCUUUGUGCCCUAUCCAGGUCAUCCCGGCGCAAAAAAGAGCCUAUCUGGGUCAAAAUGGGAAAGAAUAUGCUGUUGAGAAAUUUGAAAUUUUGUGUUUGAACCAAUUCAAAUGGGUGCCAAGUCAUGACGGCGUAGUACUUCCAGGGGCGCUACCAGGGGGCCGUAAUAAAGUAGGUGUACCUACGUUUGUAGGCAGAGUAUUCGCCGAGGGGUCAUGUGUUGUCGGAACGAUACAUCCAAGAUAUGAAGUUUGUUUUUACCCUCACAAGGGUAAAUCGUUAGAAACGAACAAACACGAGGCCCUGCUCUGUCUCUUCUAUGAGGAGUAAAUGUGGUCUUUCGCCAUCAAGGAAGAAUAUUCGUUUACGCAAAAUGAGCAUCCGGUUUUAUAUUUGCUUGUAAUAGAGUUUUAAAUUUGUAAUAUAUAUAUUUGUUUUAAGACGAAA
Zophobas morio is the source of this 924-nucleotide messenger RNA. RefSeq lists its product as uncharacterized. NCBI's taxonomy places the organism in Eukaryota, Metazoa, Arthropoda, Insecta, Coleoptera, Tenebrionidae. The record is from RefSeq and is a predicted model, not a curated record. The coding region runs from base 343 to 807 and encodes 154 amino acids. The transcript is spliced from 4 exons.